Didymodactylos carnosus is the source of this 1459-nucleotide messenger RNA. NCBI's taxonomy places the organism in Eukaryota, Metazoa, Rotifera, Eurotatoria, Philodinida, Philodinidae. The record is from the annotation of a GenBank genome assembly.
AUGAAUAAAAAUAAUUUUCAGUUUUGUCAUGUUUAUUUCUUCUGUUUAAGAAUGGGUCGAAAAAAAAUUCAAAUAUCAAAAAUAACUGAUGAACGUAAUCGUCAAGUAACAUUUACCAAACGUAAAUUUGGUUUAAUGAAAAAAGCUUAUGAAUUGAGUGUAUUAUGUGAUUGUGAAAUAGCAUUAAUCAUCUUUAAUAGUAGUAACAAGUUAUUUCAAUAUGCAUCGACCGAUAUGGAUAAAAUAUUACUCAAAUAUACCGAAUACAAUGAACCACAUGAAAGUAGAACAAAUAAUGAUAUUGUACAAAUUCUUAAUAAAAAAGAAUCUAAACAUUUAGACAAUAAUGAUAGUGAUAAUGACAUGGAAAGUGGAAAUGAAUGUGAAGAAAAAUCAGAUGAUAAUACCAAUAACAGUAGUAGUACUACCAAUAAACGUCCUUAUGCUCAAAAUCAUAUGUCUAGCCAAGGAUCUUAUUGUUCUUUAUCAAUGAAUGGUAUUCAUAAUAAUCAUAAUUCAUAUCUUUCCGGUACAAAAAUUGUUGGUAAUGGAUGUAUUGAUGUUAGUUCUAGUCCAUCUCCUCAGUCAACAUAUUCUCCACAAAGUUCUCCGAGUGAAUCUCGUACAAGUCCGAAUGUACAUAAAGCAUCUAUUAACACAUCAAAUGACAAUAGAACAAUCAUUCCAAAUUCAGCAAAAAAUUCAAAUCAAUAUACUACUAUGAAUAUACCACAUAGUGAUUCUGGAUUUAAUCGUCUACCUGGUGAUUUUUCAUUGCCCGGUGCUGAUUUGAAUUCAAUAUCAAAUUCGAAUAAUUUUCUUCCAUGGCAUCCAUCAUCUCAUCCAUCAUCAUUAUCAGCUGCUCUGCAAAUGAAUCCAUUAGGGUAAUGGAAAAGUUUAUAACUAAUACUCUCAUGUUUUUUGUAGGCAACAUGCAAAAUGAAGAUUAAUUUAAGUCAUUUUUCCUAGUUUGUUCAAAAAUCCUAUCAUAGGUAUCAGCAUGCCUUUCAUUAUGAUUUUAUCUGAAGAAAUGUUCAGAACCACCUAGAAAUCCAAACUCUUAUGUCUUGGAGCCAUUCCAUAAAACAGCCCGAUUAUGAAUUUUCUAUUCAAAGUGUCAUGAUCAAUUUUAUAAAAUUUUUCUAAGAAAUAAUUUUUGGAGUUGACCCGAUCUUAGUUUUCAGAUAAACCGUUUUAAAUCUAUAUUCAAAGGUAUGAGUCAGAGUGAAAAUGAAUGAAACGAAUGCUAUUUUGUAGAGCACUAAAUUUCACUUCAGAUGAACGUAGAUGUAGAGAAAAACUAAUUUUAGAGUAUUUUCGUCAUUGAUAAACUAGAAAAUGUGAGAAAACUCCUGAUCGUAUUUCAAAUUUUUCAGUACCAAAUAGUCUUUUAAUUAAAAAUAAAUGUUAUAUUUUUGAUCAGCAAGUAAACCUGCGUCGAAUAAAGUGUCGUUUGCCU